Messenger RNA from Salarias fasciatus (jewelled blenny), 2705 nucleotides. RefSeq names its product heat shock 60 protein 1 (gene hspd1). The transcript has 11 exons. The record is from RefSeq and is a predicted model, not a curated record. Gene Ontology annotation, biological process: protein refolding. NCBI's taxonomy places the organism in Eukaryota, Metazoa, Chordata, Actinopteri, Blenniiformes, Blenniidae. Gene Ontology annotation, molecular function: ATP binding; ATP-dependent protein folding chaperone. The coding region runs from base 138 to 1865 and encodes 575 amino acids.
GGAUGUAAAGGAGCACGUGUAGUGCGGUGUCCUCCCGCAGAGCUCCGCACGGUCAUAUCUCCUCGCACAGCUUCAGGCAGCCGUCCUCCCGCACGGGUCACAUCAGAAAGCCGCAGCAGCUUUUAUCCCGCACAGACAUGUUUCGUUUAGCCGCGGUCAUGAGGCAGGUGAGGCCCGUCAGCCGGGCGCUCGCCCCUCACCUCACACGCGCCUACGCCAAGGACGUGAAGUUCGGCGCUGACGCUCGUGCCCUCAUGCUGCAGGGCGUGGACCUGCUGGCCGACGCCGUGGCCGUCACCAUGGGACCCAAGGGUCGGACCGUCAUCAUCGAGCAGAGCUGGGGCAGCCCGAAGGUCACCAAGGACGGCGUGACGGUGGCCAAGAGCAUCGACCUGAAGGACAAGUACAAGAACAUCGGGGCCAAGCUGGUGCAGGACGUGGCCAACAACACCAACGAGGAGGCCGGGGACGGAACCACCACCGCCACCGUGCUGGCCCGCGCCAUCGCCAAGGACGGCUUCGACAACAUCAGCAAAGGCGCCAACCCCGUGGAGAUCCGCCGCGGCGUCAUGCUGGCCGUGGAGACCAUCAUCAACGAGCUGAAGAACCUGUCGAAGCCGGUCACGACCCCCGAGGAGAUCGCUCAGGUCGCCACAAUCUCAGCCAACGGAGACGUGGAGAUCGGAACCAUCAUCUCCAACGCCAUGAAGAAGGUCGGCCGCAAGGGCGUGAUCACCGUCAAGGACGGAAAAACUCUGCAUGACGAGCUGGAGAUCAUCGAGGGCAUGAAGUUCGACCGCGGCUACAUCUCUCCUUACUUCAUCAACACUGCCAAAGGUCAGAAGUGUGAGUUUCAGGACGCCUACCUGCUGCUGAGCGAGAAGAAGAUCUCCAGCGUGCAGAGCAUCGUCCCCGCCCUGGAAAUCGCCAACCAGCACCGCAAACCGCUGGUGAUCGUGGCGGAGGACGUGGACGGAGAGGCUCUGAGCACUCUGGUUCUCAACAGGCUGAAGGUGGGGCUGCAGGUGGUCGCCGUCAAAGCGCCCGGCUUCGGGGACAACAGGAAGAACCAGCUGAAGGACAUGGCCGUGGCCACCGGGGGCACCGUGUUCGGGGACGAGGCUCUGGGCCUGGCCCUGGAGGACAUCCAGCCCCACGACUUCGGGAAGGUGGGCGAGGUGCAGAUCACCAAGGACGACACGCUGCUGCUGAGGGGCGGCGGCAGCCCGGCCGACGUGGAGCGGCGGGCGGCCGAGAUCGCAGAGCAGCUGGAUAACACCACCAGCGACUACGAGAAGGAGAAGCUCAACGAGCGGCUGGCCAAGCUGUCGGACGGCGUAGCCGUGCUCAAGGUGGGCGGGACGAGCGACGUGGAGGUGAACGAGAAGAAGGACCGAGUGACGGACGCUCUGAACGCCACUCGCGCGGCGGUGGAGGAGGGCAUCGUGCCCGGGGGGGGCUGCGCCCUGCUGCGCUGUGCCCCCGCUCUCGACGCCAUCAAACCCGCCAACGCCGACCAGAAGAUCGGCGUGGACAUCAUCAGACGGGCGCUGCGUAUUCCCGCCAUGACCAUCGCCAAGAACGCUGGCGUGGAGGGUUCCCUGGUGGUGGAGAAGAUCCUGCAGGGGGGCGCCGAGUUGGGCUACGACGCCCUGCAGGGCGAGUACGUCAACAUGGUGGAGAAGGGCAUCAUCGACCCCACCAAGGUUGUGAGGACGGCGCUGCUGGACGCCGCCGGAGUGGCGUCUCUGCUGUCCACCGCCGAGGCCGUCGUCACGGAGAUCCCCAAGGAGGAGAAGGAGAUGCCCGGAGGCAUGGGCGGCAUGGGGGGGAUGGGAGGGAUGGGAGGGGGCAUGGGCUUCUAAACCCCCCACCCCGAGACUCUGUACAGACUGAGACGGGCAGGUUGGACCGGACAGACGAAGCUCCGCCCACCCAACUGUCCACGCUGGAGCCGCGAACGGUCGCAGUGACCGGGGACGAUGAGAGUCGAGUGCAGUCCUCACAGCCCCCUGCCACGCUGACAUCGUCACGGAAACGUCACAGUGCGAUCACAAAACGACAUCCCCAACCGGCCGGGCUUCGUGUUGACGUCAUGCUGGCGUCACCUUAGCAUGACGCUAGCUUGAUGCUCACCUCAAAUUACAGAAUCAUCAGAGAUUCAUCAGAAACCAAUCAGUCAUUGGACCAGAACACAGUUUAUUCUGAAUGUAACAAGUUUACUUUUUUAUAACCUUGAGUUUUUUUGUUUUUUUUUUUCUUUCCAACCUUAAAAAUUUUGAAAAUCUGCAGAGAAGUCUUGCUUUUCCCCUGAAGUGUUUCUGGUUACGAUGUCUCGUGUACAUGACCUUCCAGACCAUCCAUCUCACAGACAUACUGUUCAGACUUUCUUCGUCUCGUCUGUCCUCGAUGUCUCACACUAAAUGUCACGUUGACUCGGAUAGCGGAAGUUUUUCCAGACAUGCUAACGUGCACCGCGGCUAGCUGAGAGAUGUGUCCUGGGGGGCGGGGCUUCAGUGUCUUUAUUUGUGGUCUUGUUUUUGUUAAUCUUUGAUAAUUUUUUUUUUUUAUAUCCAUGUGCUGAUCAGUGAAUUAAAGAGGUUUUGUUGCAGAUGUUGGAAUGGUUCAGUCUCUGAGCAGCCAGCAGGGGUGCCUGUCCCAUUUUCUUUGUUUUCUAAUUUAAUAAAUUCACCUUCUGAUGGGUU